Molecule: messenger RNA, 1350 nt
Organism: Jaminaea rosea
Lineage: Eukaryota; Fungi; Basidiomycota; Exobasidiomycetes; Microstromatales
Product: 3-isopropylmalate dehydrogenase
Exons: 4
Coding region: 124-1254 (376 amino acids)
Biological process (GO): L-leucine biosynthetic process
Cellular component (GO): cytosol
Molecular function (GO): NAD binding; 3-isopropylmalate dehydrogenase activity; magnesium ion binding
Source: RefSeq, a predicted model, not a curated record
CAUCGAUAGCCAGCACAGCACAGCACAGCAACGCCCCAUCUUUGCUCUUGCUGGCCUGACCUCCUUCCUCACAUCAACAUCCAUCACACAACGAAUCUACGCAUCUCCCUCGCCCGCCAAACAAUGACCAAGACGUACAACAUCGUCGUCCUGCCCGGAGAUGGCAUCGGACCUGAAGUCACGGCCGAGGCAGCUCGUGUUCUCGAGUUGAUCUCGAGCAAGAGCAAGGAUUUCAAGAUUGAGCUGCAGAGCAAAGACUUCGGUGGAGCAGCCAUCGACUCGUCUGGCGAGCCCCUGCCCGCUGACACGAUCAAGGCCUGUGAGGCGGCAGACGCCAUGCUCUUGGGCGCCGUGGGUGGGCCCAAGUGGGGGGUAGGCAAGGUGCGACCUGAGCAGGGCCUUCUCCAGAUUCGUAAGCACUUCGACCUCUACGCCAACAUCCGCCCUGCCCUCUUCCCUUCCAAGUCCCUCCUCACCCACUCCCCGCUCAAGCAAGAGAUCGCAGAGGGAACAGACAUGAUCGUAGUUCGCGAGCUGGUCAAGGGCCUCUACUUCGGUGAUCGCCAGGAGGCGGACCUUGACACGCCCGGGUCAAAAGGCGAGGCGUGGGACCAGAUGAUCUACAAUCGCGAGGAUGUCGAGCGUAUCACGCGCCUCGCCGCUUACUUGGCACUGCAGUCCAACCCGCCAGCCAAGAUUCACUCCAUCGAUAAGGCUAAUGUGUUGGCUUGCUCCCGUCUCUGGAGGAGGGUCGUGACUGAGACGAUUAGCAAGGAGUUCCCCCAGUUGGAAGUCGAUCAUCAGCUCGUCGACUCGGCGGCGAUGGUUAUGGUUUCUAACCCGAAGAAGCUCAACGGUAUUGUGCUGACGGAGAACAUGUUCGGGGACAUCCUGAGCGACGAAUCCUCCGUCAUCCCAGGCUCCCUCGGUCUCCUCCCCUCAGCCUCCCUCUCCGGCCUGCCCGACGGCACCUCCGAGUGCAAGGGUCUCUACGAGCCCAUCCACGGCUCUGCCCCCGAUAUCGCUGGGCAAGGAAAGGCCAACCCUAUCGGCACGAUCCUCUCUGCUGGGAUGCUCCUGCGUUACUCCUUGGGUCAGCCCGAGGCUGGGGACAAGGUUUUCAAAGCUGUAGAGAAGGUCUUGGAUUCGGCUGAGAUGGGUGGGAAAGGGUUGAGGACGGCGGAUCUGGGAGGAAAGACGAGCACCAAGGAGAUGGGACAGGCGGUGCUGGAGGAGUUGGAGAAGUUGCUCUAAGAGAGUGGUGUUGAGGGGGUGGGAGCUGUUGAGAAGUCUUGCCGUGUCAACUUUUGUCAGUCAAUCUUCGAGUUGAUCAUCAUCUCAAAGUCGUGC